AAUUAAACAACAUUCAAUAGUUGUCAGACUGCUCGCGUACCACCUUCCUUACGUACGAACGUCAACUUUAAUACGAGUGAGAUAACAAAUUAAUUCUCGGUAAAAAAAAAGAUAAGCGGGAAUCGCGAUUAAAUUUAUUUUUCUGUAUGUGUUUGGUUAGACCCUGAGCUCGUGGGUCCUGAUAAGAAUUAACGGUUUUCUAAAUUUGUCGCGAGUGAUGAUCAUUGACAGCAUCUUCAUCGGUCGAAGUUAAAUAAAAAAAAAACAACACAACAGAAGAAGUUAAAUUAUGACAAAAGACAAAUGACACUGGCGUCGCGUUCUGAUAGUUUCGAUGGGACUAUAACUGAUAACAGUUCCAUAGAUGACUGCAAGGAUGUGACCAAUUAUUCUUUGCCUUUGGGACACCUUAAUGAUAUUCGAUUGACUAAAGAUGAAGACACUUUAGUCGAACUCUUUGGCAGACAAAACAAUGGAUAUGCACACACUGUGAUCACAGGAUCACCAAAUUCAAAAGUUGGAGAUGAAUUCUAUUUAAACGUCCAAGGUCGCGAAGUUAACGUUAACAUAACCCAUACAUCUCAGGGCGUUCCUGAAGAUUGCGAAGAGAAAAAAGUUUCCACCAGCCCUCCAAAGAGCACUCCAACAGAGAAAACUUGCCCAUCAAGAUUCAUCAUCCUAAUCAGAAGACAUUCUAACUUGCUCAUCGGUUCGAUCGGCUUCUUGCUACUCCUCGGCGUUAUCACUUUAAUAACUUUUCACUUUAUUGGCGACAAGAAUGAGGACAUCACACCAACAACAUAUAAAACAACCACCAGUACCUCGACCACUAGUACAUCAAGAACCAGUACGAACCAUCACUUUAUCCAUUAUUUAUUCACUCGAGAAAACUGGGGUGCCAGGGAUGCAACGAAGAAAAUUCCUGCCUUGAUUAAUCCAGUUUCUUUGGUUAUAGUUAAACAUACUAAUACAGAUAUGUGCGUUAAUGUUAAUGAGUGUUAUGCCAAAAUGAAGGAAUUGCAAAACUACGACAUCGAUGUGGAAAAGCUCCCUAACAUACGAUACAACUUCGUGAUAGGUGCUGAUUGGAAUGUCUAUGAGGGUAGAGGGUGGAACGAGCAAAAUAGCCAGAGAAACGAUAGCAUCGAUAUUGCUUUUAUGGGGAAUUAUAGUGAGAUAGUACCGGGGGCCAUAAUGGUGACGACUGGACCAUGGUUAAUAGAUAUUGGAGUGAAUAGUGGGUAUUUGGAUACAAAUGUUAAAGUGGUGUGCCAUAAUCAGACAGAGAGCAUUGAUAGUCCCGGGGAGUAUUUGUACAGGGAGGUGGUGAAAUGGAAAUAUUAUUCGGAUGAGAUUAUUGGAAAUUUUUCCACCAACCCUCCGAAGAGCGCCCCGUCAGAGAAAACCUCCCCAUCAAGGGUCACCAUCCUGAUCAGAAGACAUUCCAAGUUGAUCAGCUUCUCGAUCGGCAUCUUGUUACUCCUUGGCAUUAUUACCUUCACUAUUCUUCACUUUGUUACCACGUCAACGUAUGAAACAACCACAAGUACGCCAAGCACCACCACUAAACAUCACAUUAUACACAAUUUAUUCACUAGAGAAAACUGGGGUGCUAGGGAUUCAGGGGAGAAAAUUCCUGCCCUGAUUACUCCAGUUUCUUUGGUGAUAAUUAAACAUACCAAAACAGAUAUGUGCACGCAUGUUAGCGACUGUUUUGCGGAAAUGAAGCAAUUGCAAAACUACGAUGUCGGUGUGGAAAAACUGCCGGAUUUACGAUACAAUUUUGUGAUAGGAGCUGAUUGGAAUGUCUAUGAGGGUAGAGGGUGGAAAGAGCAAAAUAGCCAAAGAAACGAUAGCAUCGAUAUUGCUUUUAUGGGGAAUUAUAAUGAAGUGGUUCCGGGGGAGAUAACGGUGGCGACUGGACCAUGGCUAAUAGAUAUUGGGGUGAACAGUGGGUAUUUGGAUGCCAAUGUGAGAGUGGUGUGCCAUAAUCAGACAGAGAAUACUGAUAGUCCUGGGGAGUAUUUGUACAGGGAGGUGGUAAAGUGGAAAUAUUAUUCAAAUGAGAUUAUUGGAAAUUACUCCAAAGAAAAAGAAUCCAGUAGAGGAAGAAAACUUAUUUUUUCAGCUAGCCUUGGUAUCCUGGUUCUCAUCCUAAUAAUCUUGGUUACUAUCUGGUUGGUGCUGCCAAAGAAUAAAACAGGUGGAGAUAUUAUUACGACUGUACCUCCUGCCAGCACCCCUAGCUAUAGAACGAUUAUUAGCAGAGAAAUAUGGGGGGCAGCAGAACCUAAAGGACCCUACGUUUCCAUCCCAGCACCAUCUGUAGUUGUUAUCAAGCAUACGGGAGGAUUAACAUGUACAGACUUCUCUAGUUGUUGCUUGAGGAUAAGAGAAAUACAAAAAAUGCAUAUGGAUUUCCUCAAUAUGAUAGAUAUAAGUUAUAAUUUUCUUAUAGGCGGUGACAGAAGGAUUUACUCAGGUAGAGGCUGGGCAGUGGCAAAUGAAGAUAUUAGAAACGAUACCGUUGAUAUUGCUUUCAUAGGGAAUUUUAGUGAAAAUGUCCCAAGUUCCAGCAUGUUAUUAGCUUUAGAUAGAAUCAUUUUGCAGGCUCCUGAUAAAGGACUGAACUAUUCAAGGCAUAUGGUGGUAAACCAUAACCAGACUGAACCCACUGAUAGUCCUGGGGCGUUUUUGUUUGCAAAAGUUACUGAGGAAGUUAAUCAUUAUUCUAGUGAUGUGUGCUAUAAAGUAAAGAAAGAUGGAGGAGUUGUUGUCAAUUAUAGUUGUCCUCAAAAGGUUGGAUAAAUUGAUAUUUAUUUAUGUUCUUUUUAUUUAUUCAAAUAUAUUUGAGUUGAUAUUAAUAAAAUAUUAAAGGUAA
Anthonomus grandis grandis is the source of this 2881-nucleotide messenger RNA. RefSeq lists its product as uncharacterized. Bases 304 to 2808 code for a protein of 834 amino acids. Gene Ontology annotation, molecular function: zinc ion binding; N-acetylmuramoyl-L-alanine amidase activity. Gene Ontology annotation, biological process: peptidoglycan catabolic process. NCBI's taxonomy places the organism in Eukaryota, Metazoa, Arthropoda, Insecta, Coleoptera, Curculionidae. The record is from RefSeq and is a predicted model, not a curated record. The transcript is spliced from 5 exons.